This is a messenger RNA of Oppiella nova, 3069 nucleotides long. The record is from the annotation of a GenBank genome assembly. NCBI's taxonomy places the organism in Eukaryota, Metazoa, Arthropoda, Arachnida, Sarcoptiformes, Oppiidae.
AUGCGCGGGGCAUUAAGUCACAGACACAUCGAAGACAUCACUUUUCACUCGACAAUGGCCUCACUGUUUGAACAGUACGAACAGUUCGCAUCCCUGUCCUCACGAGGCCUGGCACUGGACUCUGACAGAAAUCAGGACAACUCCAUCAUCAAUAUGUGCAGUGAUAGCGAAGAACCCAUUUUCAGCAAACAUAAGCUCGACUUCUCACCCGUCGAUAAGAUCACACAUUUGGCGGUCAGUAAUAAUCAUGUGGUGAUGGCUCUGAAGAAUAGGACAAUCUUGAGAAUGGAUCUCAUGCACGGACACCAAACUAAUGAUAUCGAUUUGACGCCAUUUAUCUCAGAUAAGAGCCAUUCCUCGCGAGUGAAUAACCUCUUUGUGGACCCGACGGGCAAACACUGUAUCAUAAGUGUGACGAACAGCGAGACUCAGGUGUCGGCAGAAAAUCUGUAUUUAUCUAAAAAAUGUGUCCAAACAUCGAAAAUGAAAGGACACGUGAUUACAGCCAUCGGCUGGAACUUCGAGGUCAGCGGUAAGAGUCCGUCCAAUAGCACCGGGAAUAUACUGAUCGCCACAAACAAGGGACUCAUCUUUGAGACCGAAUUGGUUUCUGGCGAUGAGUCCAAGUUCUUCCCUAUAAGCGGAGGUCCCGAACAGUAUUGGAGACAAGCGUUUGAUUUGGGAUCAGAUGCCGGCCCUGUGUUUGGUCUCGAGUUUCAUAAGAUUAGGCAAAUGAAUACCAAUGAGUCGAUGUAUUUCAUUAUUGUCACCACAAGAAAUCGUUUGUAUCAAUUCGUGGGCAACGCCUCCAAUGCCAACGAUUCUCCGUUUUUAUAUCAAGUGUUUAAUUCAUCUAAUAAUCAGUUUCAAGAUAUGCCCAAAGAUAUGACUUUCAGUCGAUUAGAUUUUUGCUAUCCCAGUCCUUAUGGAAUUCCUAUAGCGUUUGGAUGGCUAACCGGUCCGGGUGUGAUGUGCGGACAAAUAGACUUAAGCACUAAAUCAUUGGCCAAUAAUAGUGUGAUAAAUACUACAACUCUGUUGUCGUAUAGAAGCGAUUCAGACAAUAGCCUUACAACGGAUGAAAAUCCUAUAUCUUUAGUGUUAACCCAAUAUCAUGUGUUGAUUCUAAUGAGAAAUCAUUUGAAAGUGAUUUGUGUAUUGAACGAAGAGGUGGUGUUUGAGGACUAUUUCACGGAAACUUACGGCAAAUUAGUGGGCAUUGCGAAGGACCCGACACGAGGAACGGUGUGGGUGUUCACACAUUUAGCCGUUUAUAGGUAUAAGAUUGUGGCCGAAGACAGGAAUAUAUGGCGAAUAUAUUUAGAUAAACAGGACUUCGAAGCGGCCAAACGGUUGGCCAGAAACGACGCCCUCAAGACAGACCGCAUUAUCUGCGCCGAAGCCGACUAUUAUUUCGCUAAAAAGAACUACGAAAAGAGUGCAUCGCUUUACGCCAUAAGUCACAAGUGUUUCGAAGAAAUUGCGCUUAAAUUCAUUCAAAUCAAAGAAGACGAGGCUCUGAAGCAGUUCCUGGUCUGCAAAUUGGAUACUUUGUCGCCUAAAGACACCACUCAGCUAACGGUGCUGUUGUUAUGGCUGAUUGAGAUACAGCUCAACCAAAUGGGAUCGCUUCGGAACGCCGACAAAGAGGCCACCGAUGAGUACCAACUCAUUGAAGCCGAGUUCCAGAGUUUGCUCUCAGAGAACAAACUUCGGAACUGUUUAAUUAAAAGUCGGAAAGCAGUCUAUGAUUUGAUUGAAAGCCAUGGAAGUGAGAAGAAUUGGAUCUCUUUUGCUGUUCUGAUGCAAGAUUACAAUCGGAUCAUUGAAUACCAUUUAAGGCAUAAGAACUAUAGUCAGGCUUUCGUUGUACUUAAACAACAAGGAGUGACGGAAAUGUUUUAUAAAUUCGCACCAAUUCUGAUGCAAGAGAUGCCAUCGGAAUUGAUAUCACUUUUAAUACAAUUGGCGCCACAAUUGGAUUCAACGAAACUGAUCCCCGCUUUAGUUCAACAAAAUCUGAAAAACAUCGACGAAAACAAUGAUAAACAGUGUUUGGAGACGAUCCGAUAUCUGGAGCACUGCGCCUACAAAUUAGGAGAUCCCGACCCUGUAAUACACAACUAUUUACUGGCACUCUAUGCGCAGACAGCGUCCGACAAACUGAUGACAUACCUGUCGAUGAAAGGUCAGGACGAGUCCACCGUUCCCUACGACAUCAGAUACGCGGCCCGUAUUUGCUGCGAACUGGGCUUAGAGAGGGCUUGUGUGCACCUGUACUCCACAAUGGGUAUGUGGGAGGAGGCCGUAGACCUGGCCCUCAAACUGGACGUAGAGUUGGCCAAACAGACGGCCGACCGGUGCGACCAAUUGGGCGAUCAGAUGAGGAAAAGGCUGUGGCUUCGCAUCGCGAAGAAUGUCAUUCAGAAUAGCAGUGAAAAAGACGUUCAAACGGCCACUAAAAUACUGAAAGAGUGCGACCUCUUGAAGAUUGAGGACAUAUUGACAUUCUUUCCCGACUUCGUGACCAUCGAUCACUUCAAAGAAGCCAUUUGUGAAUCGCUUCAGGAGUAUAACCGCAACAUCGAUGCGCUUAAAGACGACAUGAAGAGCGCCACUGAAAGCGCCCGUCAAAUACGACAAGACAUCAAAGCCUUUCGCAAUAAGUUUACAAUCAUUCGUACGGAAGACAAGUGUAUUGUUUGCGAUUACCCGGUACUCACCCGCGCUUUCUAUGCCUUCCCGUGCGGCCAUCUCUUCCAUUCCGAUUGUCUCGUCAGAGAACUGAAGCCUUUGUUGACCGAAAGCCAACUCCAGAGGGUCGAAGAGAUUCAACGAAACCUGAGUGUUAGCGGUAGCGCUUCCGCACAGUUUAAGACUAAUAGCGAUGUUUUGGGCGAUCAGACCAACAGUAUUAACGCCGCAAACGAUAGGGAAAGGCUUCUCAAUGAAUUGGACGAUUUGGUGGCUAACGAGUGCUUCUAUUGCGGAGAUAUUAUCAUUGGUUGCAUCGACAGGCCGUUCAUUGCGGCUCAUGAGAUGGAUAAAGCGCUCGCGGGUUGGGAUUAA